Molecule: messenger RNA, 1412 nt
Organism: Drosophila innubila
Lineage: Eukaryota; Metazoa; Arthropoda; Insecta; Diptera; Drosophilidae
Exons: 1
Coding region: 141-1289 (382 amino acids)
Source: RefSeq, a predicted model, not a curated record
GUAAGCAGUCGACAAAGUAUUAUCGUUGUAUUUGACAGAGUGCCAGAAACGAGUCGAAUAAAAACUCGCACACACACACAGCACACAGUUGAAAAGAAGGAGAUUGCAACGCAAUAUCAAAUCUGAGAUUAGUGGCAACAAUGUCUGGCCAACAAGAGGAAUUGGAGGUGGCAACAAAGCGCUUUCUUACAGGCAGCAGCUAUGAGGGAGCCUGGAAUACUGCGGUUCACAUGAUGGAUGGUUUCGGUAGCUAUCGUUUUCCCGAUGGCAGCGAAUAUCGCGGCAGAUUCGUGCAGGGCAAAUUCCAUGGCUUUGGACAUCUGAAGAUGGCUCAACCAUAUCGUUUUACCAUCAAGGGGGAGUUCGUCAAGGGCAAGCUGGUGAGCAUUGAGGAUAUGUGGUUCAGUGAUGGACUCCAUGUGCAGGGCAGCUUUCAAAAUGGCAAAUUCCACUGUGAUGAUUGGGAUUAUCUCACGCCCAAGGAUCGUCGCUAUCAGGCGGAGCGAUUCUAUGGCCAACAGCCGGUGGGACCCACCUCCUAUUUGACCAGUAAUCUCAUGGAGCGAAAGGUGCCCCAGGAUUGCUUCGAUGUCGAGGAGGGCAUCUUCAAUUCAAAGACAGGCUGGCUGGUGGACAGACCACAGCCCUUCUCCAAGAGUGUCUACGUCAACUGUCCGAAUGAGAAGAAGUGGAUAAUGCGACAUUGUCGUGCUGCCCACAAGGAGCAUAUAAUCGAGCCACCGGCAGAGUUUUGUAGGCAAAUCAUAGGCAACAAUUUGGCAACUGAGGAAGCUCAACUCCCCAACAUUACCAUCUAUGCGCCCAAGAAGAAUAUCAAUCGGGAGCGUUACUAUCCCAAGUUCUACAAGGAGAAACCAGAAGCGAAUCGGCAAACUGCCGACUUUCUUUUUGCUGCCAAUCGACCAUGGAAUGAACCAAAAACAACAACUGAGGUCUGCAUAAACCGUCACUAUGCGAAGGAGCAGGAGAGAUUUGAGGAAUUCACCAAAUGGUGGCAACGCAAUCAUCCCAAGGAACCGAUGCCAUCUAUUGAGCGAGCGCGUCAGUGGACCAGCAGCUCGGAGCCAGAAAAAGUCGAUUCGGGUGCCACAGAAAGCCUUUCUCAGAGUCCCUCGGAGGUGUCUCUUAUUGAGAAUGUCAGGGAUAACUUUGAAACUGCCUUUUGGAUGGCCCAGAAGAAACCCACAGACAAUCUCUAUGUGGUUCAGUCGCAUAUGAAACGACCCAUUAGUUUUGUAGACAUUAAUCGCUCCAUGUUUCAGCUGUAGUUGCGAAUUAAAUCAAUCAGAUCUAUAUAAUCAUGUUAAGAAUUACAUUUGAAAAUGUACAAAAUUAAUUCAAGUAUUGUUUAAGUCUAAUUAUCUGACAAAAAAAAUGCUUAAAAAAUUAAA